Molecule: messenger RNA, 934 nt
Organism: Homo sapiens (human)
Lineage: Eukaryota; Metazoa; Chordata; Mammalia; Primates; Hominidae
Gene: CDKN3
Product: cyclin dependent kinase inhibitor 3
Exons: 9
Coding region: 63-674 (203 amino acids)
Cellular component (GO): perinuclear region of cytoplasm
Molecular function (GO): protein tyrosine phosphatase activity; phosphoprotein phosphatase activity; protein serine/threonine phosphatase activity
Source: RefSeq, marked reviewed
ACCGGUGAGUCGCCGGCGCUGCAGAGGGAGGCGGCACUGGUCUCGACGUGGGGCGGCCAGCGAUGAAGCCGCCCAGUUCAAUACAAACAAGUGAGUUUGACUCAUCAGAUGAAGAGCCUAUUGAAGAUGAACAGACUCCAAUUCAUAUAUCAUGGCUAUCUUUGUCACGAGUGAAUUGUUCUCAGUUUCUCGGUUUAUGUGCUCUUCCAGGUUGUAAAUUUAAAGAUGUUAGAAGAAAUGUCCAAAAAGAUACAGAAGAACUAAAGAGCUGUGGUAUACAAGACAUAUUUGUUUUCUGCACCAGAGGGGAACUGUCAAAAUAUAGAGUCCCAAACCUUCUGGAUCUCUACCAGCAAUGUGGAAUUAUCACCCAUCAUCAUCCAAUCGCAGAUGGAGGGACUCCUGACAUAGCCAGCUGCUGUGAAAUAAUGGAAGAGCUUACAACCUGCCUUAAAAAUUACCGAAAAACCUUAAUACACUGCUAUGGAGGACUUGGGAGAUCUUGUCUUGUAGCUGCUUGUCUCCUACUAUACCUGUCUGACACAAUAUCACCAGAGCAAGCCAUAGACAGCCUGCGAGACCUAAGAGGAUCCGGGGCAAUACAGACCAUCAAGGAUCUACCUACUUCUCAGUUUUUGCCCCAGUCCGUUUUGGGAAUGGAUCCUCUCACCUAGGACAAUGAGAUGGUUAUUGUUAAUACAAACUUGCAAUACAAUUAUCUUCAUGAGUUUCGGGACAAAUUAGCUGCACAUCUAUCAUCAAGAGAUUCACAAUCAAGAUCUGUAUCAAGAUAAAGGAAUUCAAAUAGCAUAUAUAUGACCAUGUCUGAAAUGUCAGUUCUCUAGCAUAAUUUGUAUUGAAAUGAAACCACCAGUGUUAUCAACUUGAAUGUAAAUGUACAUGUGCAGAUAUUCCUAAAGUUUUAUUGACAAAA